GCAUCCCAGAUAGGUUAAAGCACUUUAGUGUAAGCAGGGCAGUGAGGCUUUGAUAAUAGAGAAAGACAACUAGUGCAGACAGAAGCCAGCAAACUCAUUUAAGGCCAUCAUUGUGUCUUGUCUCCUACAGACAGCAACACUAGGAGCCUCACUAGAAGAAGAAAAAGGCUGCUGCGUUGGGUGUUAUUGUUGAAGGGGGAAGGGGAUUUUACUCCGUUGCUGCUUGCGGGUGUUUUGAGUUGGUGUCGGAGAGGAGAGGGGAGGGGGCUCUGCCAGUUUCUGGAGUCCGUGUCCCAAACGCUGCUACAUUUCUCCGACCCCACCCCCCACCCCAGAUACCAAGAUGCCCCUAACGGCUUCUGCCACUUUUUUGGGCAAGAGCUACAACUACGAUUACGACUACGACUCCUUCCAGCCGGUUUUCUACGAUGAAGAGGAGAAUUUCUACCAGCAGCAGCUGCCGGCUCCGAGUGAGGACAUCUGGAAGAAAUUCGAGUUGCUGCCGACCCCGCCGCUGUCGCCGAGCCGCAGACCCAGCUUCAGCCUCUUCCCUUCCAAUGCCGACCAGUUGGAGAUGGUCACCGAGUUCCUGGGCGACGACCUGGUCAACCAGAGCUUCAUCUGCGACGCGGACAGCGAGACGGUGCUCAAGUCCAUCGUCCUCCAGGACUGUAUGUGGAGCGGCUUCUCGGCGGCGGCCAAACUGGAGAAGGUGGUGAGCGAGCGGCUCGCCUCGCUGCAAGCGGCCAGGAAGGAACCGGGAGCCCUCUGCAUCUCCUCCACCCUUUCCUCCUCUUCCUCCCCAACUCCCCUGCGGAGCCCGUCUUGCAACGCCCCCGCGUCGGCCGGGGCUGCCGCCUUGACCUCUCCCGCUGCUCCCAGCUCUUCCGCCGCCUCGGCUGCUGGAGCAGCCCCCGGCCACCUCGGCAUGGGGCUGGGCGCUGCUUCCAGCACCUACCUGCACGACCUCAACACUUCGGCCACCGACUGCAUCGACCCCUCAGUGGUGUUCCCUUACCCGUUCGCCGAGCACAAAGUGUCCCUGCCCCUCCCUCCGGGAGCCGGCAGCCCCCCCGCCACAGAUACGCCGAGUGACUCCGAAGAAGAGCAGGAGGAGGACGAGGACGAGGAUGAUUAUGAGGAGGAAGAAGAGGAUGAAGAAGAAAUUGACGUGGUCACUGUGGAGAAGAGGCAGCCCUCCACCAGGAAAGCUGAGCUAAACACAAACACGGUCCGGGUCUCCCGGCCUCAGCACAGUCCCCUGGUUCUCAAGAGGUGCCAUGUCUCCACUCAUCAGCAUAAUUAUGCUGCUCCCUCCCCCCAGCCUCCCACCAAGCGUCUCAAGGUGGAGAGUAGUCGAGUGCUCAAGCAGAUCAGCACCAACAGCAAGGGGAAGUGCCCAAGCCCGAGGACAUCGGACUCUGAGGAGAACGACAAGAGGAGGACGCACAACGUCCUGGAGCGCCAGCGGAGGAAUGAGCUGAAACUGAGCUUUUUUGCAUUAAGGGAUCAAAUCCCAGAGGUGGCAAUGAAUGACAAAGCAGCCAAAGUCGUCAUCCUCAAAAAGGCAACGGAACACAUAUUGUCAAUCCAGUCAAAUGAACAGAGACUGAUAUUGGAGAAAGAACAGUUGAGGAGGAAGCAGGAACAACUGAAACACAGGCUUGAGCAGCUGAGGAACUCUAGCAGGCAGAAAUAUUAAUCAUUGGGCAUUUUUCUUGUUUUUCUGAACUGCCUGAAGGCAUUUCUGCUUUCAAAUUCUGUACAAGAAAAUUCCAGGACAUAUUCAUGCAAAUUUGCUGAACUUUCUUCCUGCAUGCUAAUGCAUCAUAGACUGAAACUACACAACCAUGGCCAGGCUAUUCUUUGUGGUGACACUUUGAUUUUGGCCAGAAAUAUGUGAUACUGCCUCAUUAUACGUUAAGACUCUUUACCACAUUUUUUCUGGCGGGGUGGAUUUACCAUGUAUUAGUCUCGCCAAGUUUUAAUUUACAGAUAUAUUUGUAUUUAAUGCAUUUAUUUUUCUUAAAAAAAAAGAAAAUCUUUUUUUGUUUUAAUUCCCAUUUUGUAAAGAUAUUUGUAUAGUUAUUAAAAAUUCUUGUAGAAAAUUAGCAGUUUAUGUAAAGUCACUUGCUAAGCAGUUUUGUGAUGAGCUGAUAUUUUGUUGCAAAGUUUCUCAGCAUGUGAAUUGUGCCAUAAAAAAUUUCAUUUAA
Messenger RNA from Hemiscyllium ocellatum (epaulette shark), 2213 nucleotides. Its product is annotated as transcriptional regulator Myc-like. Gene Ontology annotation, molecular function: RNA polymerase II cis-regulatory region sequence-specific DNA binding; DNA-binding transcription factor activity, RNA polymerase II-specific; protein dimerization activity. Bases 344 to 1702 code for a protein of 452 amino acids. Gene Ontology annotation, biological process: positive regulation of cell population proliferation; regulation of transcription by RNA polymerase II. The record is from RefSeq and is a predicted model, not a curated record. The transcript is spliced from 3 exons. NCBI's taxonomy places the organism in Eukaryota, Metazoa, Chordata, Chondrichthyes, Orectolobiformes, Hemiscylliidae.